AUGGCGGAACCCAUCGCCAUAGUUGGCAUGGCCAUGCGACUUCCAGGAAACGUCCGUACCGGCAACGAAUUCUGGCGGAUGCUGGUUGAAAAGCGGAAUGGGCUGUGCGACGUGCCUCAAGAUCGAUACAACGUCAAUGGUUUUCACGACCCAUCAGGCAAGCCCUCAACGUUCCGCAUGAACAAAGGCUACUUCCUGCAAGACGUUGAUAUUGCCCAAUUUGAUACCUCCUUCUUCUCGUUGUCCAAAGCGGAGCUAGAGCGUCUCGACCCACAGCAACGGCAACUUCUCGAGGUUGCAUACGAAUGCAUGGAAGAUGCAGGCGCGACCUCGUGGCGAGGUAGCAAUACAGGUUGCUAUGUCGGUGUAUUUGGCGACGAUUGGCAGGACCUCAACGCCAAGGAAACCCUCCACAAGGGUGGAUAUCGGGUUACAGGAUACGACGAUUUUGUUCUAGGAAACCGAAUCUCGUACGAAUUCGACCUACACGGCCCCAGCAUGACCGUCAAGACCGGAUGCUCGUCAUCUCUAGUGUGUUUAGACAUGGCUUGCGAGGCAAUACGGAAAGGCGACUGCGACGGCUCGUUGGUUUGCGGUACAGGGUUAAUAUUUUCUCCAACUAUGACGCUCGCGCUUAGCGACCAAGGCGUGCUCUCCCCUUCAGGCAUUUGCAAGACAUUUGAUGCCUCUGCAGAUGGAUACGGACGUGGCGAGGCUGUCAACGCCAUUUACAUCAAAAGACUGAGCCAGGCUAUCGAAGAUGGCGAUUCGAUCCGAGCGGUCGUUCGCGGAACUAGUGUGAAUUGCGACGGGCGCACGCAGGCCAUGCUGACGCCCAGCCCGACAGCCCAGGAGUCGCUCAUCCGCCGUGCAUACGAGCAGGCAGGGAUCCAGGACAUGUCGCGGACUGCCAUGGUGGAGUGCCAUGGCACAGGAACCAGUGUCGGCGACCCGCUGGAAGCCACCGCGGUCGCCAACUGCUUUGGGGAUCAGGGAGUAUACAUUACUUCUGUCAAACCCAAUGUCGGGCAUUCAGAAGGAGCCGCGGGUCUCACUAGUCUCAUCAAGGCUGUCCUGGCAAUUGAGCACCGCCUAAUACCGCCGAAUAUUUUCUUCAAGUCGCCCAACCCAGCCAUCCCCUUCUCGAGAUGCAAACUGCGCGUCCCCGUCGAGACAGAGGAAUGGCCAGCAGGCCGUGCUGAGCGAGUGAGCGUCAACUCAUUCGGAAUCGGCGGCGUCAAUGCUCACGUGAUUGUCGAAUCCCUGCAAGAGUACCAUAAUCACGACCAGUUAUCGCCCAACGGUUCCAUCAGUUCUGCGUCUCCGGCCGGCGACAUGACGCCGACAGACAGCGAUAGUCUCGAGGAUGUCGGCAGUAGUGAGUCCGGCUCAGUCGACGUUUUUCCAAAUAGCAACGACGUCCAAAGCAAUGGCCACUCCGACCCCGACGAACCAAUGGGACACAAAGGCAGCGGGUCUAAGCUGCAGGGCCAUGAAACGCGCUCAACUGAUUCUUCAAUAACUCGAAGCCAGAAUGGCUAUGGUCUCAGCCAAGUCGAGUAUCCGGAGCGCCCGCACCUCCUCCUAUUCUCGGCCAACAGCGAACCGGGUCUUAAAGAUGUGAUCAAGACUUAUCAGGAAUUCCUUCCCACAAGCCAUCCCUCUCUGACAGAUGUAGCCUACACCCUGGCUCUUCGACGAGAUCACAAGACCCACCGCGCCUUUGCGAUCGCUGGGAGCAAGUCGUCACUGGAGCUGUCGCAGCUGGAGACGGUCAAAGCACCGCCAAGGAUUGCAUGGAUUUUUACCGGGCAAGGUGCACAAUGGCCACAAAUGGGAGCGGAUCUCAUCGACACCAACGCUGUAUUCCAGGGGACGAUCCGCGGCCUGGACGCUUUCUUGGCCGGACUACCCAGCCCUCCGCCUUGGACCAUUGAGGAUGAGCUGCGAAAGACGGCUGAGAACAGUCGUGUUCAGAAGGCGGAAUUCGGCCAUCCCCUAUCCAUAGCCGUUCAAAUUGGCCUCAUCGACGUUUUGAAGUCGUGGGGUCUCAGGCCAGAUUCGGUGCUUGGCCAUUCUUCAGGCGAGAUGGCCGCUGCAUAUGCCAGCGGCUCCAUCACUGCCAAAGCCGCCAUGGCAGCUGCCACGUUCCGCGGCACCACCAGCACCGGCGGCACAGCUGAGAAACGAGGUUCAAUGGCGGCUAUUGGUCUUGGCGCGCAUGAAAUGGCACCCUAUAUGGAGCCUGGUGUUGUGAUCGCCUGUGAGAAUAGCCAGUGCAGUGUCACCAUUUCUGGAGAUUCUGAGCAGGUUGAAAAGGUGGUUCAAAGCGUGAAGGCCCAGCGAGAGGGUGUCCUGGCGCGGUUUUUGCGUGUUGAGAAGGCCUUCCACUCCCACCAUAUGCUCGAGUACGGGCCUCUGUACGAGGAGCACUUGCAGCCGUUCGUCAACAGUAGCUCUCCGAUAAUACCAUUCUACUCAUCUGUUACCGGUAAGAGGUUGGCUGACGAUGGCUGCCUUGGACCCGCCUACUGGCGCAGGAACAUGGAGAGCCCAGUCUUGUUUAACACUGCCCUGCGAUCCGCCAUGAGUGCGCAGGAGGGUCGUCUUGUGCUCAUUGAGAUUGGACCUCACCCAGCCCUCAAAGGCCCUGUCGGUCAAAUUUUGCGAGACAUGGGACGUUCGGCAGACGUUCACGUUGGAACGUUGCAUCGUGACAAGGGCUGCGACGAGAGUCUGCUCCAGCUUGCUGGCAAGCUGUUCCAGCAAGACGUCCCUGUGGACUUCUCGCAUGUGCUGUUGCCAAGUGGCCGCCAUGUUGCAAACCUGCCUCGGUACCCAUGGAAGCGAGACAACAGUUACUGGGCCGAGUCGCGCAUGACGCGGGAGUGGAGGUUCCGGGAGCAUGGCCCCCACGAGCUACUUGGAUCUCGUGUUAUCGAGGUCUCCAACGAGCCAUGUUGGAGAACUAAACUUGCCCUCGAUGAUGUCUCCUGGCUUUCUGGCCAUGAGGUGGGUGGCCAAGUCAUUUUCCCCGGUGCGGGCUACAUCUCCAUGGUAGGUGAAGCUAUUCGACAGCUCCAUGGCGAAUUGGCGUACGGCCUCAAGAAUGUCAGCAUAAAAGCCGGCUUGGUUCUGGAACACGGCAAAACGGUUGAGAUUGUGACAAAUUUGUCUGCGGUUGCCACAGACUCGUCUGACGAAGCGUCAUGGUAUACGUUUAGCAUCAGCUCCUACGACGGCACGAAAUGGGUCAAGCAUUGCGUCGGUGAAGCAAGGCCGUCUGUCGACAAGGCAGUGCAACUCAGCGUUCAGUCACCCAAAGAUUUGGCCAGAACCGUCGAUGGUGAUGAGUGGUACAACAUACUCAAUCGUGUUGGGUUCAACUACACAGGCCUGUUUCGUGGCCUGCACGGUAUUACUGCGGAGCCGGGAGACAAUCGGUCGGCAGCGUCUGUGCCGUCGCUGGGUCCAUCGCACACCGGGAAGUUCGCGAUGCAUCCCGCCGUCAUGGAUCAAUGCUUUCAGCUCUUCACCGUUGCCGCAUACCGCGGGCUGGGCAGGAACUGUAAGAACAUUGCUGUCCCAACUUUUAUCGAAGAGAUCAUUGUGCGUCCCACGACACAUGAUCUGCGCGUUGGGGCAACCAUCCACACUCUGGAGCGCGGCUCAUUCGUGGGUGAUCUUGUCGCCGAACAGUCUGGCCAGUUGCAGCUCUCACUCAAAGGGUUCAAGGCAUCUGCAUUGACAAGAAGUGAUGAUGAAGAUGAGAGAUUGCCCUUGAUCACUCGCUUGGAAUGGAGACCCCACGCUCACUUCGUGUCGUUGGCGGAUCACUUGCAUCCUCGACCGCACAUCCCCCGGGAAUGGCCUCUUUUCGAAGAGAUGAUGCUUCUAUGCGCCAUUGAUCACCUCGAAACCAUAAAACUGACCGAGGAGACCCAACCGCAUCUGCGCAAGUUCUUUUCGUGGAUGCAAGAUCAAGUCGACAAGUACCAGUCUGGGGACAACCUGUUUAUUGCGAAUGACCGAGGGUUGUUGGAGCUCACCAAGGCUCAACGACUUGCACGAAUUGCAGACAUUGCCGCGGAUGGCGAAAAGUCUCAGUACCCAGCCUUUGGCAUCGCUAUCCACCGGCUCUUCCAAGCGGCCGAGUCAAUUUUCAGUGGCGAGACACAUCCGUUGCAUGUUCUAAUGAAGGACGACGUUCUCACGCAGUUCUAUGCUGUUGGCGACGAGCUCAAUUACGCCAGUGCCCUGCGCGUCUUGGGGCACACCAACCCCAGACUGAGGAUCCUUGAAGUUGGUGCAGGCACCGGCGGUACGACGGUCAAGGUUCUCAAGGCGCUCACGUCGUCCUCUGGGGAGAGAUUGUACAGCAGCUACACCUACACUGACAUCUCUGCUGGCUUCAUGGCCUCGGCAAAGGAGCGCUUCGCUGGAGCUGACGGCCUGCAAUAUGCCACUCUAGACAUCUCACAGAACCCAUCAGAACAAGGCUACCAGAUGGGAAGCUACGAUUUGAUCAUCGGUUCAAAUGUUGUUCACGCCACCCCUCACCUGAAUGUCUCUCUUUCCCACCUCCGUAGCUUGCUGAGCCCCGGUGGGAAGCUCUUCUUACAGGAGCUAUGCCCUGAUGCGAAAUAUGUCAACUAUGUUAUGGGUUUCUUGCCCGGCUGGUGGCUGGGUGAAAGUGACAACAGACCCGAUGAGCCGUAUAUCUCCCCAGAAAGAUGGGCCGAAGAGAUGUUAGCGGCCGGCUUUGCCAAACCGGAGGCUAUGGUGGUCGACGGUGCCACGCCUUAUCAGCAGAGCGCAGGUAUCAUAGCCUCGCCAGCCUAUGAGACACCAAGACCCCCGAAAGUAUCGUUGCUUUCUCACAGCAUCGAUGGGGCGUACGUCACAGAAGCUAAGCUAGUUCUUGAAGACCUGGGGUUCACUGUUGAUGUCAUUACAUUUGGACAAGAGCUGCCGAGCCACGAUGUCAUCAGUUUGCUGGACCUUCAGACUUUCACUGUCCAUGAUCUUGAUGAUGCCUCGUUUCGGGCACUAGUCGCGCAGCUCCAAUCGCUUGACUUGGACUCCAAGAUAAUCUGGGCCACUCGCUCUGCGCAGGUCGCCUGUACGGACCCAAGGACUGCCAUGAGCCUUGGUCUUACCAGAACCGCUCGUAGCGAGCUGUCUACCAAGUUGUUCACGGUCGAGAUUGACGACAAGACCGACCGUUUGGUUGCUGCGAGAUGCCUCGCGGAUAUUCUGCUGAGACGUCAUAGCCCGCAAUUAGACGUGGAGUCCAUGGAUCCGGACUGGGAGUAUGCUAUCAUCGAUGGCCAGGUUCUCGUUCCAAGAAUGCACUGGCAGACCAUGGGAGAUGCCUUCGAGCAAAUCGACGACGAGAGUUCUCAGCCUACGGCCAAGCAGCUCACUGUCAAGACUCCGGGAUUGCUGCAUACUAUGGGCUGGAGCGAAUCCGAGCGUGUACCUCUCAAAGAGGGACAGGUAACGGUUCAAACGAGAGCGAUUGGGCUUAACUUCAGAGAUGUUCUCAUCGCCCUCGGUAUUCUGGACAAUAGCACGCGCGAAAUCGGCCUCGAAGGCUCGGGCAUGGUGACUGAAGUAGGCCCCGGAGUUGAUAAGCUUCGGCCGGGUGAUCGUGUCAUAUACAUGUCAAGCGGCUGCUUCACUACGCACAUUACAUUGUCUCAAACGCUCUGCGUGAAGCUCGACGAUGGCUUGACCUUUGAACAAGGCGCGGCACUGCCCUGUGUCUAUGCUACAGCUGCAAUGGCUCUCGUGGACAAAGCCAACCUACAGCCGGGACAGACGAUUCUCAUUCACUCAGCCUGUGGUGGCGUUGGGCUUGCUGCGAUUCAGAUCGCUCAAAUGCUUGGUGCCGAGGUAUUCUGCACCGUGGGUAACGAAGACAAAGUCCGCUACCUCAUGGACAACCAUCACAUCCGGCGCAACCGCAUAUUUAACUCACGCGAUACAUCGUUUUUACGGGAUGUGAUGGCUGUGACAAGCAACAAAGGUGUUGACGUCGUGCUAAACUCUCUCUCGGGAGAACUUCUUCAUGCGUCGUGGCGAUGUGUCGCGGAGUUUGGAACCAUGAUCGAGAUUGGCAAGCGGGACUUCCGCCGCAGAGCCAAGCUCUCCAUGGAGGCAUUUGAGGCCAAUCGCACAUUUGUCGGUCUCGACCUUUGGCAGGUAUCUCAGGUUCGCCCCGAGCAAGUUGCAAGGCUCUUGGAGCGUUGCAUCAAGUGGAUGCAGGAGGGAUUGAUCAAGCCUGGCGUCAUCGCAAAGGUGUGGGAUGCCCAACAGGUUCAAGACGCGUUUCGCUUCAUGCAGGGUGGGCGGCACAUCGGCAAGAUCAUUGUUAGGAUGCCAGUGGAAUCCAGCGUUCUCGAGUCGACCAAGGAGCGCCCUUUGCCACACCUUCGCCCUGACCGGAGCUAUCUUCUCGUCGGUGGCUUGGGAGGCCUCGGUCGCUCUAUCGCAACUUGGAUGGUUGAGAAUGGCGCACGCCAUCUGGUCUUCCUCUCGCGGUCUGCUCAACCAGGCCCUCAUCUGGAAAGGUUCGUGGGUGAACUCACCGCCCAGGGAUGUGAAGUACAGCUGGUCUCAGGCAGCGUCAGCAGCUUGGACGACGUAAAGCAGGCGGUGAACAGUGCAUCGAAGCCGAUCGCCGGUGUCAUGAACUUCUCCAUGGUCUUGCGAGACAUUUCGCUGUCGGACAUGAGUUUUGCCGACUGGACGACUGCAGUCUCACCCAAGGUCGAGGGCACAUGGAACCUUCACCAUGCCAUCACGUCCGAGCUGGAUUUCUUCAUCUUGUGUUCCUCAUACAGUGGUAUUGUUGGUCAAUGGGGACAGGCGAACUAUGCCGCAGCCAACACCUUCCUGGACGCGUUCGUCCAAUAUCGUCACCACCAAGGAUUAGCGGCGUCCGUAAUCGACAUCGGCGUUAUGGGCGAAGUGGGAUUCGUGUCAAAGAACCAGGACAUCUUAGGCCUUUUCCAGAAAUCCGGCAUGCGAAUAUUAAAGGAGCAGGAUCUUCUUGAUGCCAUGAACUUGGCCAUUCUACGGUCCAAACCUGCUCAGACCCAAAAUCCUAAUGGGGGGUACGGCAGCCCUGGACAGAUUUUGCUUGGAUUGGUCACGAGUGUGCCUAUCGCCUCGCCCAACAACCGCGUCGUCUGGAAGAACGAUAUUCGCAUGAGCAUCUACCACAACAUCAAUGGCGGAAGGGACUCGGCAUCUGCGGUGGCGACGGAGCUUGACGACAUCACGACGCUGUUGAAGUCGGCUGCGUCCGACCCAUCGGUGCUUCAAGAUAAGGAGAGCACUGUCAUCAUUGCGACGGCCAUUGCGUCUGCGUUGGCCAAUUUUCUGAUCAAAGAAGACGGCAGCAUCAAAUUGGACGACUCUCCGGAACAUGCAGGCUUGGACUCUCUAGUCGCGAUGGAGCUUCGGAAUUGGAUACGGCAGAGAUUCGGGGUGGACACAACGGUGAUGACCAUUGUGCAGAGUACGUCGAUUAUGAGUUUGGGAGAUUAUAUUAGGGAAGCUCUGGUCAAGCGCUCACGGUGA
This is a messenger RNA of Purpureocillium takamizusanense, 7590 nucleotides long. RefSeq names its product Type I Iterative PKS. The transcript has 12 exons. NCBI's taxonomy places the organism in Eukaryota, Fungi, Ascomycota, Sordariomycetes, Hypocreales, Ophiocordycipitaceae. Gene Ontology annotation, biological process: fatty acid biosynthetic process; secondary metabolite biosynthetic process. The record is from RefSeq and is a predicted model, not a curated record. Bases 1 to 7590 code for a protein of 2529 amino acids. Gene Ontology annotation, molecular function: 3-oxoacyl-[acyl-carrier-protein] synthase activity; fatty acid synthase activity; oxidoreductase activity.